UAAUUGUGAAAGAACAAGUGUUUAAUAUUUUAUGUAAAUAGUUUCUAGAUGUGGUGAUAACGAUUCGAAAUGCAAUGUAUCUUGUUCUGUUGCUCGUGAUAAAUGUGUUGUAAUCAACCAUUAACUCCGAAAAUUUAUGUGAGUGGGAAAUAUUAAGCAAGAAACUCCAAGAAUGUCUGUCAGUGGUUCGGAGCUUAAAAGUGCAUUGAGGAAAACAGAAUUUCCUUUCUGCGCAAGAGAAGCUCUUUCUCGGGUUGAACAGUUAACUCAGAAUACCGGCCGCCCGCCAAGUAUCAAACACUUAGAUCUAGCAAUGGAUUUGAUGGCUGAAUUCAUCUUCUGCGAAGUAGAAAGACGUGGAGGGAAAAGAAAGAAGCUGACCUGUAUCCAAGAACUACAGCUGUUGGAAGUAUUGUGUGAUUAUUUCUCAUUUCGAGGAGUCAACAAUGAUUCAACAUGUAACACUGUUUUCAUGUCCUUAUUCCCUCCGACAAAUAUGGAGAGAUGUCGAUUUCUGGCCAAACUUGUGUCUAUGGCAAUUUCAACAAAAAAUACUCCUGUACUAAGUGCAACAGGCAUAUGGAUGCAGCAACUUGGAUGCACUUCUAAAGUCAGUAUGGAGCUUGUGCGGGGACUGGUGAAAGAUUAUUUUGUGCUGGUCCCAAAAGCAGUAAGCGUGCUACAAGAUUUGCCCCAGCUGGCACCACACUUCACAGCCAAUUUUCUGACAGCUGUAGCAGAUAUGUAUGGCUCCGAAGAUAAGAAGAAUAUUACAAAUCCUCCGCCAAAUGCUCUUUUGGAAAUUAUUACGCGGUGGAUUGCUGAAAAUCCUAAUCUGUGUGCAGCUGCUUUAAAUGCAGCACCAAUGGUUGUUACUUCAGUUGGGGCUCAUUCAACACCUGUAACACCAUUUGCUGGUCUUUUCAAGUGGUGUAUUUUGGCUCCAGUCCUAGGGUGGGAGGAAGACAGUACGCAUCAAUAUUGGCGGCUACAGUUGGCCCUCCUGGAAAGUACAUUGGAGCAGCCUUGUGAGGGUGCAGUGUCAGCAAGACAUUUGGGCCAAAUGCUGAUAACACCACUGCUUUCUGCUUCAUGCCACAGUAGGAACAGGAAAUGUCAACAACUAGCUCUUGAUAGGUUAGCACAGGCAACCCAGGUCCUAAUGGCACAAAACGCAAUUGUGGGAAACACACAAGAACUUCUCUCACAACUUGAAUUAUUGCCAGAAAAUAGGCUCCUUAGUCUUGUCAUCAAGAAACAUAAAGUGAUAACAAUAGUGUAAACACAGCUAAGAUGAACAAACCGAGCAUUUGAUUGACUGGUGUGUCAUAACAGCAACAUAGUGUGCAAAAAUAAUAGCAAGUGCCUGUACAGGAAUCGUUAGAAUACAGUUCAUUGCCACUGUGGAAGUCUUGCCAAAGUUCCUGUCUUGCAUUAUAUUUUCCAUAUUUUGCCAUUUUACUGAAGUAACUGCAGAGUCUUACAUCGUGUUGUCAUUGUCAAUUUUGUUUUGAGUCAUAAGCUCAAAAUUUGUAUCUCAUUAUUUUGUUAUGUAAUAUAUAUAUUUACUAAAUUGUUAUAAUUUGCUUUUUUUGGAUUAUGCAUUAUACAGCGACCAGCAGCAUUUAUAAAGAUUUUAGUUUAGCUUUACUCAAUUUAAUUACUGAAACAACAAAAGUUCUGCAUGUUGGACAUAAGAUAACAUGAUUUUGGGAAAACUCAUCAUGAGUCACCCAAGAGUGCCCAUAUGAUAGUUUGUGGUGGUUGUGGUUGUGGUUGGGGGGGGGGGGGGGGCGCAAUCUGUGGGUAUGAAGUAUUUUUAAUAUUUUGGAAGAUGAAAGGUGACUUGUAAGUAGCCAUACUAAAGUUCCAGUUACAAACCUGUCAAAUAAUUUCCACGCUACUGCCUGUUAAAUUAUUAUUAUUUAUUUUUUAAAGAAAAACACCUGACUACUCUAUAUUUCUUCCUUUCUCCUUAUCCUUAGUUAUGGGCACCCUUGUGGUCCUCAAGCCAUGGGAUGAAUGUAGACUACCACUCACUACACGAAAGAUUGGUCAUUAGACAUAAGAAAUUGAGCUUCGCAAAUCAUCAGCUACUGCUCUCACCUCCAUUUCUCUCUGUUUAUUACUAUAGUUAUCCAUUCACUGUCUGCUUCAAAUCAAUAUGGCUUCCAAACACAGAAUUUUUUGACCAGCUAAAUUAUGAUGUGUUGUACGCAUUUGGAGUAAAGAAAAAGGAAAGGGGCGGGGGCACAAUGAAGAAAGAUUGAUGAAGAAGAGAGUACUAGACGCUGUAAAGAUAUUGCAGCCACACAAAAUAUGGAACAGUUGACACAAAUUACGGUGUGCAGUAGAGUGUUGACUGAGUAAUGAGAAAAAACCAUUAUAAGUCUAUUUCUCUGUGAUAAUAUACCUUCUCUGAAUUCGUAUGUUCUUUACAAAUCAAGGAAUAAAGUUACAAUAUGAGAGUUUCAAGUAGGGUCUGGCUAAGGCAAAACCACUAUGCUAUUACUCUUGUCACAGAGUGGUCAGCAUGUUCAACUGCCUUGCAGAGGACCCAGGUUAAAUUCUCUGUACUGCCAGGGCUUUUUCUUUCAUGAAAGGGCUGAAUUGGGGUCCAGUAACCCUCAAGGUGCCAGUUGAGGAGAUACGUGAAUGAAAACUUGUGACUCCAAGCCAACAAUGUCUGGGAGAAGAGUGUGUGCCCACUCCAUACCACAUCGAAAUGACUCCAUAUGUCUGAGGAUGACAUGGAGACUGGUUGGCAUUGUGCAGUCCUGUAGGCCUGAUCUGCAGAGUUAGGUACCUUUUUUUUACACACUAUUCUAUCAAACAGUUCUUAUACACAUUGGAAUCCACAACCUAAAACGCACAAGGCUUCACCUAGCAGAUAGAUAGAGGUAUAUUGCUUCCACAUCAGCAUGUGAAGAGAAGGACUAUACGAGGGGUGUUUGAAAAGUAUGUGCAAAGUCCAACAGAUGGCACCACCAGUACAUAUCAAGGACAUGUUAAGUUAGUAGCAUCUUUGGAAAGAACGCACACCAAAUUUCAGCCAUAUUAGUCUAUUUCUUUGUGUUUGGCAUUCAUGUGAAUCAAGGAUGUCGAGUGCUUGUCAAAAAAUGGACGAAAAAGAAUUUCGUGUGGUGAUUAAACAUUACUUUAUGAAAGGCAAAACACCUCAGGAGACUAAAGAGAAGCUUGAUAAACAUUACGGUGACUCUGCACCUUCGAUUAGAACAGUUUAUAAGCGGUUUCAAAAUUUUUGAGAGUGGCCAUAUGGGCACAGGUGAUGCUGAACAUUCUGGAUGCCCUGCGGAGGUUACAACUCCAGAGAUCAUUGAUAAAAUCCAGAAGAGUUAAGGUGCAUGAGAUUGCUAGUGCUGUGGGCAUCUCGAAUGAAUGGGUACAUAAUAUUUUGCAUAAACGUUUGGACAUGAGAAAGCUAUCGGCAAGAUGAGUUUUGCAGUUGCUCGUGCUUGACCAAAAACGCAACUGUGUGAAGUGUUGCAAGGAUGGUUUGCAGCUGUUCAGGAAGAAUCUGCAGGACUUUGUCAUUUUGUCACUGUGGAUGAAACAUGGAUACAUUAUUAUACUCCUGAGACCAAGGAACAAUCUAAACAAUGGGUUACCAAGGGAGAACCUGUACCAAAAAAGGCAAAGACCAUUCCUUCAGCCGGAAAGGUUAUGGCGACUGUCUUUCGGCAUUCACAGGGGAUAAUCAUCAUUGACUAUCUCAAAAAGGGUAAAACUAUUACAGGUGCAUAUUAUUCAUCAUUAUUGGACCGUUUUGAAAGCCUAGCUGCAAGAAAAAUGCUGACAAUUGAACCGCGAAAAAAAUCCUUUUCCAUCACGACAGUGCACCAACACACACCUAAGCAGUUGUGGUCGCAAAAUUAAUGGAAAUAGGAUUCCAACUCGUUUCACAUCCCCCCUAUUCUACAGACUUGGCUCCCUUGGACUACUAUUUGUUCUCCAAUUUGAAGAAAUGGCUGACGGGAUAAAGAUUUUAUUCAAAUGAGGUGGUGAUUGUAGCAACUAAUAGCUGUUUUGCAGACUUGAACAAUUCGUGUUAUUCGGAAGGGAUCAACAAAUUAGAACAGCAUUGGAUGAAGUCUAGAAGGAGACUGUGUCAAAAAAUAAAAUAAAGGUUUACCCCAAACACGUAAGUAGUUUUUAUUUUUGCACGGACUUUUCAAAUGCCACUCGUAUAACUCCUACAAAAUUAAAAAAAUCACAGAUCCCCAAGUACAGGGUGGCACAGGGGAGUGGGAAAUUUUGAAUGUUAGUGUAGGCAACAUUACAGUGCUGCAGUUGUUUGGAUUCAAUAUGUAGCUGUGAACAUGUUGCCAUAUAGUUACCAUGUAGCACUGGAAUGGUGUGGAAUGUGCUAUUGCUUUGAGAGUGUUUAUAAGCAGGUUGAUAGUGUGGGUGCAGCACAAAGGGUAUUUUGACAGCAUUACCAGCUAGAACAUCUUGGAUGUGUCCCAUCUGCUCGUGAGAUUACAAUGUGGUGGGUAACUUUGAAGAAACUGGUUCAGCUUUGUAAAAGAAGCCUCUAGAUGACAUUCAGAUGGUACAUAUUGCAGAGAACAUUGAAUUGUUAGAAUUUCUGCAAGAGGAGACCUUGCCAUUCCCUUUGACAGCAGGCACAUGCAGUAGAGAUUGUGCAAUGAAAUGUACAAAGAAUAUGGUACAAAUUUAAGUUCCACCUGUAUAAAUUGCAGGUUGUACAGCAAUUAAAUCCACAAGAUCCUGUGUCACAUAGGGACUAUAGGUAACAUGUGUUCAUUAAAAUCAUCAAGAAUGCCACAUUCCUUAACACCUUAUGGAUAUAAGAUGAAUACCACUUCCUCCUUAACAGAUAUGUUAACAUACAGAAUUUUUGUUACAGGGCACAGAAAACUCCCUGAGAAUUUCAGGAGCAUCCAUCACAUACUGCCAAGGUUACACUAUGGUAUGCUGUAUCCAGCCAUGGUGUCACUGUCCCCUCACUUGUGUGAAAAUGUGGUUCCAGUAGGAAGGAGUCACAUUUCGUAGUGUUUGACAAUUGAUGGAAGAUGUUUGGCAGUUGUUUUGAAGGCACGCCAUUUCACAUAAUGAUGAUUUUCCAUGACCUGCUAGAUCUCCCGAUGGAGUAUGUGAAAUUUCGUGCUGUGGGGACAUCUUAAUACAAUGUGUACUGCACUGUAGCUAUCUGUGAACUUAAACAAGAUUGAAGACAAAAUCACUGCCAUUCCCUAAGUCACACUACACCAAGCAUUCUGGAGAUUCCAUAACAGGCUAUUAGAAUGUGAACACCAAAAGCUAUGUCUUCUUUAAGAAAUAAGAGACAGUUCGUGAAUUAUUUAAUGAAGACAUAAGUGACAUACUGUAUAUAUGGACCUUUGUCAAUAAAAACAUUUUUCCUGUGUUUAUUCAUGUAAAUUAUACUAAUUCAAAAUUUCCCAUUUCACUGUGCCACCUCAUAGAAAUGACAGAAAGAGAGUUUGAACAUUUGAUUUCUUGUAAUGUGAAAAAAUAUUAACUCUCUUUUGUCUUAAAAUGCUAAAUAAACUUAAUUUUUGAAAUGUA
Schistocerca gregaria is the source of this 5571-nucleotide messenger RNA. Its product is annotated as integrator complex subunit 15. The record is from RefSeq and is a predicted model, not a curated record. The transcript has 7 exons. The coding region runs from base 173 to 1282 and encodes 369 amino acids. NCBI's taxonomy places the organism in Eukaryota, Metazoa, Arthropoda, Insecta, Orthoptera, Acrididae.